UUGUCAACCGAGGUGGAGCGUGCCUAGCCUAGCGCAGACCAGAAAUCACAAUGACACGAUCGUACCGUCAGUUUGCAUUGGCUGCAAUACUUCUGCUCACGCUACACCAAACGCUCGGUGAACUGCAACGCGCUGCCACAGUAGCGAAAUCGAUUGGCAAAGCGCGGAGUGAAUCUUCGCCAAGGGUUGCGCAAGGGCACGGAGCGAACGAACGCCCGGAGCGGGUACGGGCACAGCUGGCCGGUGGAUUCAUCGACGAUGCGACGGUGCAUAAAAACGGUGGCGCAGCUCAACGGCCGCCUGCUCACGCUAGCGGCACCGAUCAUCCACGAUCACGGGCUCCGUCGGUUGCCGGAAGUGGACGGAAGAUGCCUGUCCACGGUACGAGCGGCCCGAUUCACACUUACAUAAAAACGGACAAAAAUGCCAACUUUAAGUGGGGUGUGCGGCAUUUCGUGGGGGCAAAGUACGCCCGAUGAGCGCCGAGGCGGGGCGAGCGGAGCGAUUGUCAAUUAGCAAAAGGCGGUACACGAUUAGCUAACUUGUAGCAAAUGGGUAAUUUAAUAUGUUUAGGGUUAAAGCUACGAUGUAGUUUCGGAUGAAAUUAUGCGUUAAACAGGGUUUAAUCGAGGUGAAAAUAAACAAUUUAGUUCCGGUGCGGCCGUAAUCUGGCACAAUUGUUGUGAAGGGCGGUCAUCAAU
Messenger RNA from Anopheles merus, 701 nucleotides. RefSeq lists its product as uncharacterized. Lineage: Eukaryota; Metazoa; Arthropoda; Insecta; Diptera; Culicidae. The transcript is spliced from 2 exons. The coding region runs from base 51 to 479 and encodes 142 amino acids. The record is from RefSeq and is a predicted model, not a curated record.